Molecule: messenger RNA, 1489 nt
Organism: Aspergillus uvarum CBS 121591
Lineage: Eukaryota; Fungi; Ascomycota; Eurotiomycetes; Eurotiales; Aspergillaceae
Product: aldose 1-epimerase
Exons: 2
Coding region: 270-1268 (332 amino acids)
Biological process (GO): glucose metabolic process; beta-D-galactose catabolic process via UDP-galactose, Leloir pathway
Molecular function (GO): carbohydrate binding; aldose 1-epimerase activity
Source: RefSeq, a predicted model, not a curated record
UUUCCAUUGAGCAAUUUUGAGCCACAGGGUCUCACUUACUGUACUCCGUACUCUCCCGCCAAGUCGAGCGCCGGGGAAAAACAGGCAAUUGCGGGGUAGACGAAUGUGGGUGCCCUUUCAAGUUUCAACUGACUUGGUUUUAAUCUCGUGGGCCGUGAUAAGCUUAUACGUGUCCCAAUCUUUCUCUUUUUUUUUCUCAGUUAGCCUUCGCCCUGACUAGCAACAAUUACUUCCGGAAGUCUACCUGAUCGCCCGAGAACAAUAACAAUAUGGGUGACAAUACUUCCGUCAAGUUCACCUCUCUGGGCGCCAUCAUCCAGGAAUUCAACGUGGGGGGUCAAAACAUAGUCCAGGGAUUCACAACCCAGAAGCUAUACGAGGAACACAACAGUCCCUGGUUCGGUGCCAACAUUGGCCGGGUGGCCAAUCGGAUCAAGGACGGAAUCAUCCGCAAUCUCAACGGUCGUGAAUAUCAGCUGGAGCAGAACGAUGCCCCCAAUGCCCUGCAUGGCGGCAGUCAAGGCUGGGGCCGACGCAACUUCGAGGGCCCAACCGUCCUGCAGCGGCAUGGCAAGGACACCCUGCUUUACACCUAUCGGAGUCUUCACAACGAGGCCGGGUACCCGGGUACGGUGGACUUGAAGGUCUUCUACACGGUCAGCGAGGAGAAGGAGGGUAACAUCACCCGAUCCGUGCUGGAUAUUGAAUAUGAGGCCGAAUUGGUGGGCGAUGAGUGCGAGGAGACCGUCAUCAACCUGACCAACCACAGCUAUUUUAACUUGGGUAGCGGCGCAACCACCGAAGGGACUAUCGCCAAGCUGUCGACACAAGAUUACCUGCCCCUUGCGGGUGGGAUCCCUCGCGGCCCAGUCGAACCGUAUCCCAGCCAGGUGACGAAAGAGUUCACCUUCGGGCCCGAAAAUCAGUUCGACGAUAUUUUCGUGAUGGAACGCGAGAUCGCCCGGGUGCCCCUCGAUACACGCGGACAGCCCCUCCAGCUGCAGGCUGAAUUCCGCCACCCGGACUCGCAUCUGAACCUGCAGGUGUAUAGCACGGAGCCUGCAUUCCAAUUCUACACGGGACAGGGCAUCGACGUGCCGGCCACGGAAGGGAACCCGAGCCGCGGGCCAUUUGCCGGGUUUUGUAUCGAGCCUAGUCGCUUUGUCAACGCGAUCAACGAACCAGCCUGGCGGCACACGGUGGUCCUGAAGAAGGGAGCUCAGUACGGCAGCAAGAUCACCUAUAAGGCAUGGAAAGACCCGCGCUGAACUGCCGCGGCAAUGGAGAUGGAACGAAUGGGGUUUAGGUUUGAUGGUCAGUCAGACCACUGAUCGGUUGAAUGAUUGUCGCUGUUGACCUUUGACUGGCGGUAGAUUUGAACUUGGGCCUUGGAUCUCGGCAUCUUACACUCCGAUCAGUGCCUAUCUGCACACGUAACAAGUAAUUUGUCCUCAAGUGCGGAACAAUUUCCGCUCAAUUUCUCACAAUG